AGGCUUGAGACUUUACAGCCUGGUGCCACUUCCUGUCAUUUUCUCUGGGUCCUUGCUGCUGAUGCACUGUGACCGGCUGACUUCCUGCUCCUGACACCAGGUCUCCUGUGCCCCGGUGGAAAUAUAUCUUCAAACUAAAAUGGCCACUCACGGGGAGGCCUCCGAGGAGCGGAUUUCCGAGAUUGAUUAUGAGUUUCUCCCUGAGCUCUCUGCUCUUCUCGGUGUGGAUGCAGUCCAGUUCGCAAAGAGUCUAGAAGAAGAAGACCAUCAGGAACGAGUGAAAAUGAAGAAAGGUUUUAACUCGCACAUGCGCAGUGAGGCCAAGCGAUUAAAGACUUUCGUGACCUAUGACACGUUCAGAUCAUGGACGCCACAGGAGAUGGCAGCCGCUGGGUUUUACUUUACCGGGGUGAAACUUGGGGUUCAGUGCUUCUGCUGCAGCUUAAUCCUCUUUGGUACCAGCCUAAGGAAAACUCCCGUAGAAAACCACAGGAGAUUGCGCCCAGGAUGCGAGUUCCUUUUGGGCAAAGACGUUGGUAACAUCGGCAAGUAUGACAUCAGGGUGAAGAGUCCCGAGAAGCUGAGAGGUGGCAAAGCAAGGUACCAAGAAGAGGAGGCCAGACUGGAGUCCUUUGAGAACUGGCCGUUUUAUGCCCAUGGGACAUCGCCCCGUGUGCUCUCAGCAGCUGGCUUUGUCUUUACAGGUAAAAGGGACACUGUGCAGUGUUUCUCCUGUGGUGGAUGCUUGGGAAACUGGGAAGAAGGAGACGAUCCUUGGAAGGAGCAUGCCAAGUGGUUCCCCAAUUCUGAAUAUCCUUCAUCUUUUCCAGUUAAAUUGAUCCAGAACUCUCCAAAUCUUCAAGUUUUCUACCUGAAAUGUGAUUUCUUUUUGAACUGUGAGUCUCUCAUGACUGUGCUUGCUUCCUGCAAGAAACUCAGAGAGAUUGAGUUUUCUGGACGAUGCUUUGAAGCCAUGCCAUUUGUCACCAUUUUGCCAAAUUUUGUGGCUUUGAAGAUAUUGAAACUUGGAAGCCAACAGUUUCCAGAUAAGGAAACAUCAGAAAAGUUUGCACAGGCUCUGGGUUCUCUCAGGAACCUGGAGGAACUGCUCCUUCCCAGUGGGGACGGGAUUCACCACGUGGCCAAACUGAUUGUCCGGCAAUGUCUGCAGCUUCGGUGUCUCCGAGUUCUUGCCUUUCACUACACCUUGGAUGACGACAGUGUGAUGGAAAUCGCCAAGGGAGCAACCAGUGGAGGUUUCCAGAAGCUUGAAACCUUAGAUCUUUCAAUGAAUCACAAGAUUACAGAGGAAGGGUACAGACAUUUCUUUCAAGCCCUGGACAACCUGCCAAACUUGCAAAUGCUCAACAUUUCCAGGCAUCUCCCAGAAUCCAUCCAAGUUCAGGCCACCACUGUCAAGGCUCUGGGUCAGUGUGUGUCCCGACUGCCCAGCCUCACCAUUCUUCAGAUGUUCAGUUGGCUCCUGGAUGAAGAGGACAUGAAAGUGAUUAAUGCUGUGAAGGAGAGACACCCUCAGUCCAGACGCUUGACUGUCUUCUGGAAAUGGAUAGUGCCCUUCUCUCCUGUCAUUCAGAAGUGAAGGAUGCAGCCGAGGGCUACUGGCAGUUCUAAAUACCUAACUGUACUUAGUUGUUUUUGCUCUUUGGGGGUGGGGACCAACACCCAGCUCCCAAAUAAGUCACACACAGAGGUUUAUUCUUA
Peromyscus leucopus (white-footed mouse) is the source of this 1722-nucleotide messenger RNA. Its product is annotated as baculoviral IAP repeat-containing protein 1a-like. Gene Ontology annotation, biological process: pyroptotic inflammatory response; defense response to bacterium; detection of bacterium. The transcript is spliced from 7 exons. Bases 140 to 1600 code for a protein of 486 amino acids. Gene Ontology annotation, molecular function: cysteine-type endopeptidase inhibitor activity involved in apoptotic process; ATP binding. Gene Ontology annotation, cellular component: IPAF inflammasome complex. The record is from RefSeq and is a predicted model, not a curated record. Lineage: Eukaryota; Metazoa; Chordata; Mammalia; Rodentia; Cricetidae.